Phytomonas sp. Hart1 is the source of this 3186-nucleotide messenger RNA. The record is from the annotation of a GenBank genome assembly. Lineage: Eukaryota; Euglenozoa; Kinetoplastea; Trypanosomatida; Trypanosomatidae.
AUGAGCCUGGAUAAACAUAUUCGUGAGGCUUCUAAGGUAUGUUCAAAUAUAACAACACGUUCACUAGUAGCCAACCUUUCCACCUUGUGCCCGGAUUUCGAUGAAAUAUUUGCUAUUAAGUCUCUGAAAGCAUCCGUCGCCGAGCGUAUUCAACAGUGUCUCACUCAAAGUGGCAAUAAAGCGGCUAAUCUGUGCAAACAGUGCAGCCCACCAGAGCUGCAGAUGCGACUUCUGGAAGAGUUGUUGAGCAGGGAGGAUUGGAGAGGGUUGAAAGGUAGUUUCCGAGAAGUAUUCUUCGCUUCACAUAAGCUUUCAACUGUACCUCCUUAUGAUAAUUCGUUUACCAACAACAUGGAGGUGAAUAACGUGAAUGUGCUGUCUUUUGGCGAAGACCUCACCAUGGAGGUAGCGAAUGAGGGAGUGAGCAGUCAUUUUCCUUCUUACCUGAACUCUUUGAAAGUUCUAGAAGACGCUCUAAAGGACUCCUCGAGGAAGAAAAGUGCUUCGAUUACCCAAGAUAGAUUAUGCUCCACAAAAGACUCUUUAUCGUUGGGAAGUUCAGAACUGAAUCGUAGGUGGAGUGGGAUAAGGAAGUACGACGGCUCCACUCUUCUUGCUCAUGUCAGCACAUUGCUGGAUCGGUGCCCUGAGGUGUUAUUACAGUUAAAUAAGUGGCACCGAUUCAUCGGUGUCCUCAUCGCGGUCGCAAAAGACAGCCCGAAGGAGGGUUCAAAGGUUGCGCUGCGUUACUUUCGCCUGGCUGGUCCUCAACAACGUGGGGCACUUCUUAUGCAAAUGCUUUCUGACAUUCCUCGAAGUGUGCAGAAGGUGAAAGAACAACAGAUGACAUCCUCAUGGUUUGACUUUUUUUUCUCCUGCAUUCUAAGAUGCAUCGAUGAGCUUCCUGAGAAUUGGCUGGGACUUUUGGACGAUGAAGUGGGGGUACUCUUUUCAUCGUUCCUGAACAAUGUAGUACUUCCUCAAUUGGAAUUUAUUUCUCAAGUGAAUCCUAGUGCACGUUGGGUGCGGAAUUGGAGUCGACGGCCCACGUUUGAACGCCUAGUGAAGGAACAACUUUUGAGCACUCAAGGCUGUCAUAUGACUCUAGUUCAGCUACAGGCAGCAUUUCCCAACCAGUAUGCUCUUUCCUUAGUUGCUUACUUUUUACCUAUUUUGCUGCCAUCGUCAUGUAGAAGGGACGGUACAGUGCUUUGCACUGCUGCACGCGAGAAUUGUUGCGAAAAUUUAAGAGAGUUGCUAAGCGAAUUUAUUAGAAGAAUCAUAGAAGUUCCAGUCGUCCCCCCUUCUGUCCAAUCUCCCUACAAGUUUACCAUUAGCUCUUGUGCGUACCUCUUGUCUCCGACUAAGCUUUGGUACUACAUUCGAUUUAUUAUUUCGAUUAUUCAGUCACUACUGUGCAACAACAAGGUAAAUCAACAGGAGGACACUGAAAGUAGGGUAUGUUGGCUUCUUUCUCUUGCGGAGUGUCUUUUACAUUCUGUAAGAAGUGUUAAGCUAUGCGCUGAUGCUACCUGUAAACCGCUUUUGAUGUUGGUAAAUGUGACGAAAAAUGUAGACUCACGCGCAGUUUCUGAAUCGGCGAGGUCUUUUUGGCAGUCGGUUCUCUCCAGACACUGGAGGAGUGUUUUGGACCAUGUUCUGCCCACGCUUUUGAUUGGUCGAGGUGCAGUAAGUUCUCCUGUAUUCACGCUGGGUCAUUUGGUUUCUAUCUCUCGAGACCUGGAUGGAUGGUUUCACAUCCGCGGGUACUUCAUGCAGCAUGUGGAUGCUGUGAGUUGUGUGGAUGGGGACAUGCUUUUGCACCAUAUUAUUGGGUUAUCUUCUGUUGCUGAAGAAGCAAAGUUUCCACCUCAAUUCGACACGAGUAUAUUUACACUUAUUUCACGAUGGUCAACACACCCUUCUAUUCUGGAGAAGCUUUUAAAAGCUUCGAGGAGGUGUUGUGAGCACUACUUUGGGUUGCCACGCAACGGUGAUCUCUUGAGAUUUUUUUUCUUGCCACCGGGUGGUCUCGAGGUUCCAUCUGAUUUUCAAUUCGUGAAAAGUCCCCUGGAACAAAAUAUAUGCAAGAAUUCCGACUAUUUGAAAGCUUUCUUCCAUAUAAGGGUGUUUUUGUUCUUGAAUCUUAUUUCUCUUGAUGGAAAAGAUAUUGCUCAUAGAAAAUGCAGCGACACUACGGAUACCAUAUUCCCCCUUUUCAUGAAUACGUGUUUAAAUGCAUUUUUAGAUUCCUUUGUAACCACUAAUAAUUCAGUGUCCACAGACGACACACGUCUAUUUUUGCUUUGCCUAGUUUCGCUUGCAUUGUUCUUCUCUUCACAGUGCGAGGAGGCCCUAUGGCACAGUGGGUCUCCUGCUCACCAAAGACUGACUCAGUUAUGUGAUGUUUUCCAGCAGCGCGCCGGCAUUGACCCGCUUUUUAUCGUGGGACGUUUCCUUACUUCUGGCAAAGGUCGUAAACGUUUACUUCCUAUCCUUUUGAAUGGCUUCAACGCGAACUUAACAGUGGACGCCGUACAAACUUUUCAACCUUUUGCAUAUAGGAAGCCCUUUUCUACUCAGUUGCAACCCCUUCAAAUGACGGUGAACACUGACUACGCACUUUUGGUAAUUGAAAAGGCAUUUUCGCACGAGUCCAACGUUAAGAUGCACGAGAACACCUUAGUUGAGUUUAUAUCAUUAUGGGUGCAGGCCUGUAGCGGAAUGGAUAAAGUGCCUACUCCCGAACAUGUUUCUCUUUUACUCCGUAAACGCAGUCUUACGGAGUGGCUUCAUUUUCUUGAUAAACAAGAGCGCGCAGUGUCUGUCGCUCGGGGAGUGAUGGCGUAUGACACUUGCAACCUCUGCCAACUAUUGCAAUCCUUUGGAGUGGAUACACUUUAUUUGUCAACAUUCUGUGUCACUCGUUGGAUGAGUCCAGCCAAAGGUAUCAACAAAGCAAAAAACAAUUCUUUUAAAAAUUCCGUGAAAUUAUUUGUUGAUAAUGGACUUCAGCAUUGGGAUGAAUUUGUCGCGAGCUGCCUCAUCGCACACAUUAGCUCAGUUACGCAGGAUGGGACUGAACUAGCCCCGAGGAUGUGGGAGAUUUCCUACAGUAGCUUGGUACCGCUUCCUUCAUCACUUUUUGCUGAGUUACUCCUAAGACCCUUCACACUGUGUAAGUAG